AUGGCGAAAGUUUCCCAUACACUGCAAAAAGGUGUUGUCGUCCAGCACACCGCCAAAGCCCAUAACCUAAAAGGUCAACUGCCUGAAGGGAGCAUGGAAUCUUUGACAACAACCAUUCGUUUCGUCACGCUGAACUGCCAAACACUAUCGAGUGAACUCCAACAAGCCGUUCUAUCCAGAUAUCUCUGUGUGCCUUUUGGUGCACUGCAGGAAACACGCAUGAGGGAUCGGCCCGUCAUCAGCAUCAAAAAUAACACCAUAUGCGAUGCUGAUGAGAACAAAGUAGGUGGCGGCGCGAUAGCUGUGAGGAACGAUUGCAAGAACCUGGUGGAGGAAUUUGGCUCAACGCCGUCUAGAUGCGCUUUUCUACGACUGCGGGAUCGCAGAGAACGUAAACUCUGGAUCGUAAGUGCUCACGUACCUACGGAAACCGCUGAGGACAACAGUAAGGACGCCUUCUAUGAUGAACUCAAUGCGUUGAUGUCUAAAAUGCCAAGCCAGCAGGUGGUCAUUGUCGGAAUCGACGCAAAUGCGAAGAUGGGACUCGAACAGCAAUCCGAUGUGCUAGGAAAAUGGUACUAUGCAGCGGAGCGCACGUCGGACAACGGUGACCGUCUGGUCGACUUGUGCGAACAGACGGGCCUCAUCAUCGCUUCCACGUUCAGGAGGAAUCCUCGACGCCAUCAGCUUACGUGGCAGGGGUCAACCCUUUUAACGCCUGAAGAGCAGCGCAAGCGGGAGAUGAGGACUUUUGAACUUCAGCUCGACUACGUUCUGUCGAGGAACAUUCCUCAGUCAGAUAUCUGA
Necator americanus (New World hookworm) is the source of this 807-nucleotide messenger RNA. RefSeq lists its product as uncharacterized. The coding region runs from base 1 to 807 and encodes 268 amino acids. Lineage: Eukaryota; Metazoa; Nematoda; Chromadorea; Rhabditida; Ancylostomatidae. The transcript has a single exon. The record is from RefSeq and is a predicted model, not a curated record.